UUUUACUGUCAAGUCUCAGCGGAGGUUGCGCAGCUCAAACUUGUACCCACGGAAUCGAUCCCACUUCCUACGAUCCGAUCGUUACCCGAUUCAAACAUUUCUACGGGGAAUCGAUCCGUCGAAGAAACGUUCAAGCGAUCGCGAUCCGUUCAGUCCGCCGCCACCGCCGCCUCCUUCUCAGGCGUUUUCUGCGCUGAGAUUGGCGGCGGGUUCAUUCGGGAGGAUCAGAGAAGCUUUGUUGAAGUUGAAGGGUUCCUUGAGUCGGUGUAGGAAGGUAGGGAGCGAGGGAGGAUGGCGUCGGAGAAGGUGGCUCGUACUUCGGCGCCCUCAGCCCGCCGAGAUCCCUACGAGGUGCUUUGCGUAUCGAGAGACUCGUCCGAUCAGGAGAUCAAAACUGCCUACCGGAAGCUUGCUCUCAAGUACCAUCCUGACAAAAAUGCUAGCAAUUCUGAAGCUUCUGAGCUUUUCAAAGAAGUUGCAUAUUCCUACAGUAUCUUGUCUGAUCCAGAGAAAAGAAGGCAAUACGAUGCUGCUGGUUUUGAGGCUUUGGAAAGUGAGGGCAUGGAUAUGGAAAUUGACUUGUCGAACCUUGGAACUUUCAACACAAUGUUUGCAGCUCUUUUCAGCAAACUUGGAGUUCCUAUCAAAACUACAAUUUCUGCUACUGUCCUUGAAGAAGCGCUAAAAGGAACUAUCACAGUCAGACCGCUUGCUCUUGAAACAUCAUUCAAUGGAAAAGUGGAUAAGCAAUGUGCUCAUUUUUUUGGUGUCACAAUUAAUGAUCAACAAGCCCAGGCAGGGAUUGUUGUGAGAGUAACUUCUGCAGCACAAAGUAAAUUUAAGCUACUUUAUUUUGAGGAAGCAAAUGGUAGCUAUGAUUUAGCUUUACAGGAAGACAGUGAGAAGACUGGCAAAGCAACAUCUGCAGGGAUGUACUUUUUACACUUUCAAGUUUAUCAUAUGGACUCUGUGGUUAACACGUUAGCCAUGGCAAAAGAUCCUGAAGCUGCCUUUUUUAAAAAGUUGGAAGGUCUCCAGCCAUGCGAGGUGUCUGAAUUAAAACCUGGCACCCACAUAUUUGCUGUUUAUGGUGAUAAUUUUUUUAAACCUGCCACAUAUACCAUUGAGGCUGUGUGCGCUAAAUCAUAUGGAGAUACCACAGAGAAACUAAAAGAAAUUGAGUCCAAACUUUUAGCAAAGAGAACUGAGUUAAGGCAAUUUGAAAUAGAUUAUAGAAAGGCACUUGCACAGUUUCAGGAGGUAUCAAACAAGUAUAUCCAAGAAAAACAAUGUGUGGAUGAGCUAUUGAAAGAGAGGGAGAAUGUACACUCCACCUUCACGGUACAAAGUGGUGUGGCCAACGGGGAUGUUAGUAGCAGUGGAAAAACUCUUAGUGAGGAUUAUAAACUUGAUAGCCCAAAUGGGAGUCCUGAUGCUAAAGAUAAAUCCAACAAAAAGAAAUGGUUUAGUUUCAACGGUAGCCGGUCUGAUAAGAAGGGCUGACGACAUCAGGCUCUCUAAAUUGUUGUUUUAUGGAUUGCGCUAGUCCUACACUAGAAGGCCAUCAGUAUUCAUUGUUUCCCUCGUGUAAAAUCACUCUGUCAAACUCUUCAUCUCUUGGUUUUUUAGCUCUGAGUUUUGUGAGGUAUGCUGACGCAUAAAUUUCUCCCUUCCGCCUGUUGUAUCCUGUAUUUGUUUGUAAAAUUAGUUUUUGGAUUUUGUUUGUUCA
Molecule: messenger RNA, 1729 nt
Organism: Zingiber officinale
Lineage: Eukaryota; Viridiplantae; Streptophyta; Magnoliopsida; Zingiberales; Zingiberaceae
Product: chaperone protein dnaJ 15-like
Exons: 11
Coding region: 292-1503 (403 amino acids)
Source: RefSeq, a predicted model, not a curated record